AUGCUUCAGUAUAUGUCAAAGGCUUCUGCAAAAAAGGGCCUUUUUGAAAUAACCAGUACAACCUCAACGAGAAGUUUCAUUGUUGGAAGAUUAAAACCAUUUGCUCAGAAAAAGCCGGUGGAACCAGACAGAGAAAAGCGGGCGUUGAGAUCUAAAAGCAUUGUUGAAUUCGUCAGAAAUGCCAUAAAUAGUGAGGAGCCAAGUUUUAAAUUGGGCGCAAAGUCAAUAUAUUUUCCAGCUGCAACAAUUUGCUUAUUAAGACCAAAUGCAAAACACACACCCUAUCAGGCGAAGUUCAUAGUUCCAAAGUCAUUUAACAAGUUGGAUUUGCGGGAUUACCUUUGGAAUAUUUACCAUCUUCGGGUUUUAAACAUCACGUCAACGUUAUCGCCAGCAACAUUUACAAGAUCAUUACCAGCACCAUACAGAACACGGUUCAGAAGCCCACAAGUUAAGAAAAUGACUGUUGAUUUGAUAGAUCCAUUUGUGUGGCCGGCAGAGACAAAAGAUUUCAAGGAGGAAAAGGAGCUUGGGGAGGAGUUAGAGCAAUACAGGAGUGAAAAGGAAGCCCAUUUGAAGGGAUCUGAUAAGGAGAAACCUUCAACAGCAUUUGAUGGAAUUAUUGACCCUGAACCAAGGUCUAUGAAUUUCAUCUCGAAAAGAGUCAAAAAACAGCUGAGAAAUGUUAAAAGAAGGGACAUUUCCCACAGAAAAUUACUGGAUGCUGGAAAAUUCAUUGAACAGUAUAUUCCUUUACAGUGA
Brettanomyces bruxellensis is the source of this 762-nucleotide messenger RNA. RefSeq lists its product as uncharacterized. The transcript has a single exon. Lineage: Eukaryota; Fungi; Ascomycota; Pichiomycetes; Pichiales; Pichiaceae. Gene Ontology annotation, molecular function: structural constituent of ribosome. The coding region runs from base 1 to 762 and encodes 253 amino acids. The record is from RefSeq and is a predicted model, not a curated record. Gene Ontology annotation, biological process: mitochondrial translation. Gene Ontology annotation, cellular component: ribosome; mitochondrial large ribosomal subunit.